Molecule: messenger RNA, 1633 nt
Organism: Drosophila hydei
Lineage: Eukaryota; Metazoa; Arthropoda; Insecta; Diptera; Drosophilidae
Exons: 1
Coding region: 217-1422 (401 amino acids)
Source: RefSeq, a predicted model, not a curated record
UUUCCGCUCUUACUACUGACGCCAAAAAAUAAUAACAAACUGUCGAAAAUUGAUUUACAACUUUCGGUAGACUUGUCAAAUGUAGUUUUAUUAUAGUUGUUCCCUCGAAGUGUUGUUUAUCUUACUAUUUACACAUUUACGUAAAUUGCGAUUAAUGUUCGCUACACGCCGUUAGGUAGAAAGUCAGUCUAUCAGCAAAUACAAGAAUCAUAAAUAAUGCCAAGCCAAACGCCAAUCGCAGCGUUGAAUUUCAAAAUCAAGCUAUUGUCCGGCAAUAAUGUGGUACUGAUCGACUGUGUGGGCUUCGAGAGUGAACUUUUUAUGCCGCAAAUCGUCAAGGGACGAAUCACUUUCCAGAACAUCAUACCCAGUCAUCGUUGCUGUGAUGCUGCCGCUGCCAAUGUUCAAACUGGCCAGUUAAUAUUGCCCGCAUCCAAAUUUGGCGAUGUUAGAGUAGUUGCUGGCGUUACCACUUCUACGCCACAGAGAUUCAACUAUGAACCAAAUACUGCAAACACAUCGACACCAUUGGCCAGAAGCACACCCACAUCCAGCAGCCCAUCGGUGCGAGAGGUCAUUAGGGCCGAUAAAGAGAAUCUAUCUAUGGACCUGACGCCGCAGCAAGUACGUUGCAGGGUAGCAGCAGGAGCUGCCAAGACUGCUACGGCCACGCCCAUUUGUAUAGAUGCUCUGUUACCGUACCUCGAAACCUCUUCCACGUCAACUGCGGUUAAUACAGCGCUGGAUUCCCACAACAGGAGUGAGACGCUAGAUUCCUUAAAGGUGGUUCAGCCUGCAUCCACUUCCAGUUUGACCAUUUCCACAAAGAGCGGAGACUCUGCUCAAUGUAACUUUAUGCACAAAGCACCGCCUGUACGCACAUAUGCACGGCGCAAACAAAACGCCUUGGACAACAACAACAGCAGCGGCAGCAGCAGCAGUUGCCAUCCGAAGUCCCCAAUUGUCUGGAAGAAGAAGAAACUAGCAAAGGUAUCAUCGACAAAGCCGCCGAGUCCCAGCAUGAAAUUGGAGGUGCGUCAUCGAAAGCUAAUUGUGGAUCAAAAGAAAUCGCUUCCCAAGCCGAAUACGCAGAAGAUCACAGCUCCGCCAAUUACGAAAACGAAAAUACGUCGUAAACAGGUGUCGGGCAAAUCACGGCAACAAUACGACGCACUUAAAGGGACUGCCUUUGACAUGCUCACUUCGCCGGGCCACGGGCACGUCUCUUCCAAGCUAAGCAAACAAUUUAAAGAUGCCUGCGUUGAAAAAUACUCGGAAACUUUGCCCAGCUAUGCGGAGCUAUCGGGCACUGCUCCACUGGAGCACGAUCGUCAGGUCCGAUCGUUGAUAGCCAAGGAGAAGCGGCUGGAAAAGCAAAUGUCCAAAUCCGAAAAAAUGCGGUUAAAAAGAAAACGAACAUAGCUCAUACUAGAACAGUAUAAGAUCAACAGAAAAUAAAUCGGAAUAAACGUGGUUGCUGAAAAACAAACAGUGGUUAGUGAAACGUAUAAGAAUAUGGCUCACGCGAUGGUGUAAAGACAAAACUAUGGCCAAUAGGUUGCUGAAAAGAAUAGGAUUUUAGCACAUGCUUUAUUAUAAAAAGAUUAAAAGCGGUUGGUGAAGUGGAUAAGAA